Molecule: messenger RNA, 902 nt
Organism: Magallana angulata
Lineage: Eukaryota; Metazoa; Mollusca; Bivalvia; Ostreida; Ostreidae
Product: proline-rich proteoglycan 2-like
Exons: 2
Coding region: 123-800 (225 amino acids)
Source: RefSeq, a predicted model, not a curated record
UGAAAUUUGUUGUGCUUUAAAUUAUUGUACAUUCAGAUUUUCCGCCAAAUAUAUGCGUUAUUUUACGUACAAAAACGUCACAAUAUCCAAGGGUUGUAAUAACGUCACGAUAAACAUUCAAAAUGCACACUACUGAGACUUGUUGGACACGGUCUGGAUUCGAAUACUGCAGCGAGAACGAGGUGUGCUGUAGUUCCGGGUUCUAUGAGUAUUGUUGUUGGGACGGUACUGUGGAUUCUGGCGUAGAUUUUGGCGUCAUCGCUGCUAUAGUCCUCUCUCUCAUGUUCGUCACGUUUAUAACGUUGUUGGUUAUCAAAUGUGUGUGUUGUAAAAGCAGAGGACAGCCUGGCCGAGUCACAGGUAGAGUACCCCGGGUCUUCAGUAACAGGACGCAUCCUACCGUGCACGUUAACCCCAAUUACAACACCGUGCCCCCAGCAGCAGCUGUAAGGGAACGCGUGUCAGGGGGGCAGGUGUUUGUCUCUCCGCCAAUCAAAUCACCUCAACCCGACCAACGUUGGCCAGGAGCCCCUCCACCGUACCCGGGGAGCCAACCCACCUACGGGGCACACAACACGAACCAAGGUCAUUCCCAGCCCCACCCUCCCUAUCCCUUACCCAACCACCCCACCCCACCAUACGGACCACACGGACCAGCCCAACAAUUAGCGCCUCCCCUGGGGUUUGACCAGAUGGUGCCUGCACCACACAGAGAGAUGGCUCCACCACCAGGCGGCGUGCAUGGAAACGUUCCUCCUCCGUUUGAUUACAUCCCACCGAAGUGUGAUCUGUAUAGAUAAAUCUUGAGGAAAAUGUGUAAAUAUUAAAAUAUUUUUAUCUGUAUUUUUAAUUGUUGUGUCUGUCUCAUGUUACGUUAUGUUUUACUUUUAUGAUAUGAACUG